CGCCACGUUUCGCCAGACUUGUUAGUUGUCCACUCGUCAUUAAUUUUAACUUCAUUCAUAUCCGUUUAUCAGGUUAACAGAGCUACAUACUUUAAAAAUGAGUGCUCCAGCACCAACCCCUGCCUACAAAAUCGGAAUAGUGAAGCAGGUGUUGUCUGGAGAUACAGUGGUGAUAAGGAGACAGCCUCAAGGAGGACCUCCACCAGAGAAAGUGAUUGCUCUAUCUGGCAUCACCGCGCCUAAGCUUGCUCGUCAAAAAACAGUUAACAAUGAUUUGGAGACGAAAGAUGAACCCUAUGCAUGGGAGGCGCGCGAAUUUCUUAGAAAGAAACUUGUUGGGAAGGAAGUCAUUUUCACUGCAGAAAAACCACCCAACUCUGCAACUAGAGAGUAUGGCUCUGUGUGGGCUGGCAAAGAUCCUACUAAGGACGAAAACGUGACUGAGAGUCUAUUGGCUGAGGGAUUAGUGAAAGUAAGAGAAGGUGGAAGAAACAUACCACAACUAAAAAGACUGGUAGAGAUUGAAGAUGUUGCUAAGUCACAGGGUAAAGGCAUUUGGGGAUCAGAUCUUCAGGAUCAUGUCCGUGAUAUCAAAUGGAGUGUUGAAAAUCCAAAGCAGUUUGUGAACAAAUUCAAUGGGCAACCUGUGAAAGCUAUCAUUGAAUAUGUGCGUGAUGGCUCUACAGUCAGAUUAUGUCUACUGCCUGACUUCUGUCAAGUCACUUUAAUGUUAUCAGGAAUCAGGUGUCCUGCUGUAAAACAAGAUGGUGAAUCUGAGCCCUAUGCAGAAGAAGCGAGGUUUUUCCUUGAAUCAAAACUUCUUCAAAAGGAUAUUGAAGUAAUCCUUGAAUCAGUCAAUAACAAUAACUUUGUUGGAACUAUACUUCACCCUCAAGGCAACAUUGCAGAGGCCCUUCUCAGACAAGGUUUUGCGAGAUGUGUUGACUGGUCUCUUGCUGUCAUGAAAUCAGGUGCGUCCACAUUGAGAGCAGCAGAGCGAGCAGCUAAAGACUCAAAACUUCGCAUCUGGACCAACUACACGAGUAAUGCGCCAAUGAUUGCUGCCAAGGACAAAGAAUUUACCGCUACUGUUUUAGAGGUCGUUAAUGGCGAUGCUUUAGUCGUGAAAAUGCCCAACAGUACUCAGAAGAAAAUAUUCUUAGCAAGCAUUCGCCCACCUCGUGAAAAGAACAGCCCUGAUGAAGAAGGCAAGCAAUCUCCCAGACCAAAGGGAUUCAAGCCUCUUUAUGAUAUCCCUUGGAUGUUUGAAGCUCGCGAGUUUCUCAGGAAAAAGCUUGUAGGAAAGAAGAUCAAUGUCACUGUUGAUUAUAUCCAGCCAGCUAAGGACAACUUCCCUGAGAAAACUUGCUGCACUGUAGUCGCUGGUGGAGUAAAUAUUGCGGAAGCAGUUGUUGGGAAAGGAUUUGCUACAGUUGUAAGGUACAGGAACGACAAUGACCAGAGAAGUUCACACUAUGACAAACUUCUAGAAGCAGAACUCAAAGCUCAAAAAGCCGGUAUUGGUGUUCACGCCAAGAAAGAUAUUCCCGCACAUCGUAUUCAGGACACAAGUGGUGAUUCAGCUAAGGCAAAGAAAUUCUUCCCAUUCCUGAAAAGAGCGCAAAAGACAGAGGCAACCGUAGAAUUUGUAGCUAGCGGCUCACGUAUGCGACUAUAUAUUCCUAAGGAGUCUGUUCUUGUUACAUUUUUACUAGCAGGCAUUAACUGUCCAAGGGGUGCUCGCCCUGCUGUUGGUGGCGGUGGUGGAAUGCAAGAUGCUGAACCCUUUGGUGAAGAAGCCCUGCAAUUUACGAAAGAAAGAUGUCUACAACAUGACGUUAUUGUCACAAUUGAAGAGAUGGACAAAGCAGGCAACUUCAUUGGUUGGCUCUGGAUUGACAAUGAGAACCUAUCCGUAUCACUGGUGGAACAUGGUUUGGCUUCUAUGCACCACACGGCGGAGACGUCGGAAUUUGCACGCCCUAUUAAGAAUGCCGAAGAGAAUGCUAUCAAAAAACGUCUGGGCAUCUGGAGAGACUAUGUCGAAGUAGAGAAGGAGUCUGAAAAGGAAAGAAAUGCACCUGUUCAGGACCGCGUUAUCAAAUACGAUAAGGUAGUUAUUACCGAAAUUACACCUGAGGGCAACUUCUAUGCUCAAAAUGUUGACUUGGGCACAAAGCUAGAGAGCCUUAUGGAUAAAAUUUACCAGGAGUUUAAAACCAACGCGCCACUACCGGGUUCUUAUGCGCCCAGACGUGGAAAUAUUUGUGCAGCCCGCUUCACAUUGGACGACCAGUGGUACAGAGCCAAAGUAGAAAAGGUGACUGAUGACAAGAAAGCCCACAUCUUGUACAUUGAUUAUGGAAACCGUGAGGUCGUAAGCACCACGAGGUUGGCUCCGCUGCCCGCCGGCACGGAGACGGAGCCGGCGUACGCGAACGAGUAUUCGCUGGUGUGCGUCAAGUUCCCCGCGGACCCGGACGACCGGUCUGAGGCGGUGGCCGCCUUCUCCACGGACACCCUCAACAAGAAGCUGUUGCUCAACGUGGAGACGCGCGGCGCCCCGCCCGGCGUCACGCUCGUCGACCUCACCACCAAUAUCGAUAUCGGCAAGAACCUGAUAAAAGAGGGUCUAGUGCUAAUGGAGAGCUUGCGCGACCACCGCCUCAGCGGGCUGGUGAGCGAGUACCGCGCAGCGCAGGAGCACGCCAAGAGCUCGCGGCUCAACCUGUGGCGGCACGGCGACAUCACUGACGAUGACGCCGCCGAGUUCGGCGCGCGCCGCUAGCACCGACACCGCCCGCUCCCCCUCCCGCUGGCCCAGCGCCAUCGCCCGCGCCCGCGCCCGCGCCCUCGACCCCGGCCCUGGUACGACGCCACCGCAUUGCCGUCGCACACGCUCAACUGUGCCACCUGCACAGCACCACACAUGGAAACCAUCAUAUACGCUAUCAUCUACGACUUUCUGUGAAGGCAACAAAGACA
Molecule: messenger RNA, 2985 nt
Organism: Chilo suppressalis (striped riceborer)
Lineage: Eukaryota; Metazoa; Arthropoda; Insecta; Lepidoptera; Crambidae
Source: the annotation of a GenBank genome assembly